Molecule: messenger RNA, 351 nt
Organism: Diabrotica balteata
Lineage: Eukaryota; Metazoa; Arthropoda; Insecta; Coleoptera; Chrysomelidae
Source: the annotation of a GenBank genome assembly
AUGGCAAUGAAUGGUAAUAAUGUGGAUUUGGAUCGCGUUUCCCAAAUUAAAGAAGAACUGCCCUCAGUAGCAGAACUAGGUGGACUACGUCUUACUCCUUUAGAAUUUGAAAAGGAUGAUGACACCAAUUUCCACAUGGAUUUCAUAGUUGCUGCUUCAAAUCUACGUGCAGCUAAUUACAAAAUACCACCUGCUGAUAGACAUAAAUCAAAACUUAUUGCUGGUAAGAUUAUUCCCGCCAUAGCAACUACAACCUCAGUAGUCGCUGGAAUGGUUUGCUUGGAACUCUACAAACUCGCCAGAAGUGUUACAUCCUUAGCUCCAUUUAAAAAUAAUUUCAUGAACUUAUAG